AAAUAUAUAUAUUUAUUUUUUACACAGAUUUUUCCAAUCAUGUUUAAAAUAUUAUUAUUAUUAGUAGCAUGCAUUCAUGUGUGCUGGGGUGAAUUUUAUUCAUCUCUUGGACAUAUGGAAGAUUUAGUUCACGAAGAAUUGAAUUUGGUUUCUACACUUAAAGAAUUCAUUUCUGCUGAAGAAGCAAAACUUGAAAGAAUAAAGAAAAUUGCUAAUGAGAUUGAACUGCAAGCCGAAGAAGCUGGAAGUGAUGUGGAAAAAUUUUUGGGAAAUCCUGUCAACCAGUACCUGCUUCUUAAAAGAUUAAAAACAGAAUAUGAUGAAAUGGAGACUUUAGUGAUGAAGAACUCUUCAUUUCUUGACCAUCUUGGUGAAAUGAAAUCGUAUAUUCCUGGCCAAGAAGACGUCGAAGGAACAGCCAAGGCAAUAAUGAGAUUGCAGGACACUUACAAGCUUGAUACACAUGAAUUGGCACAAGGCAAAGUGAAAAGUUCCUAUGCGGGACGUAAACUAACAGCUGAUGACUGUUUUCAAAUUGGACGAACUGCUUAUCUAGACGCUGAUUAUUAUCAUUGUGUUCUGUGGAUGAAAGAAGCGGAUGAUAAAAUACAGCAAGGAGAUACAACACAUGAGAGAUUCGAAGUCUUGGACCAUCUGGCAUUCAGUUUAUCGCAACAAAGUAACUGGGAGGAAGCCUAUGCUCUUACAGAAGAGAUGUUAAAGAUUGAUCCAGAUCAUAAAAGAAUUCAAGGAAAUAGAGAGUUUUAUCGACAAACAAUGCAAGCAAGGAAAAAGGGAGAUGAGGGAAGCAUUUCAGAAAACCUAUUCAACAAGUCAAAGUUGAAAUUGAAACGCAAAGAUGACUAUCUUCCAGAACGUCAACUGUAUGAAAAAUUAUGCCGAGAAGGAGGGGAAAUAACCCCCCCAAAAAUCCAGAAAAAGUUAAAAUGCUAUUAUUGGGAUAACAAUGAUCCAUUGUUACGUAUUCAACCCCUAAAAAUGGAAGAAUUGUAUCCUUCACCCCAUGUUGUUCGGUUCUAUAAUAUUACAUCUCCAAGUGAAAUAGAUGAAAUCAUAGCUAUGGCUAAACCCCGACUAAAUCGUGCGACGGUGCAGAAUCCUGUUACCGGUAUCUUGGAACAUGCCCACUAUAGAGUGAGUAAAAGUGCUUGGCUUGAUGAUCAUGAAAGUGAUCUUGUUUAUAAGAUAAGUAAAAGGAUCUCUGCCAUUACUGGAUUAAGUAUGAAAUCAGCUGAAGAAUUACAAAUCGCAAAUUAUGGGGUCGGAGGUCAAUAUGAGCCGCAUUAUGAUUUUGCACGUCGUCGUGAAAAAGGAAGUUUUGAGGAAAUGGUUGGAAACAGAAUCGCAACCAUGCUUUUUUAUUUCACCAACGUAGAAUACGGCGGCGCAACUGUAUUCCUGAAUGCCAAAAUAGCAGUUCAACCUAUCAAAGGCAGCGCGGUUUUCUGGUACAAUUUGUACCCAUCGGGGGAUGGCGAUAUGCGUACACGCCACGCUGCGUGUCCCGUCUUAACCGGCGUGAAAUGGGUAUCAAAUAAAUGGAUCCAUGAGAGAGAACAGGAAUUCAGAAGGCCUUGUGGACUUGAACCAAAGUCAGAUAAUCGCAUAUUUUGAAUUUGAAAACGAAGCAAGUAGUCGUAGUUGUACAUUCGGCAUCACAAGUGCCAAGUUUUUCUUUCGCUAGCUGUUCAUAUAUAACAAUAAGUGCUGUUUUGCAAUAUACUUUUUUGAUGAAUGAACUUAAGUUUUUUUUAAUUUUUAGAAGCAAAAUGCAAGUUUUUUAAUUAAGUACAACUUGAACAACCAGGAUAAAUGAAGCACAAUCAUUGUUAGCAAAACGGUGUAAUUUACGUACGUUUUGAUGAAGAGAUUCUGUAUAAACUUCAAAACAUCUGCAAAUUAUAUCAUUUUGCUAACACCGGUUGUGCUUUCUUUAUCCUCAGCAGUUAUUGAAUAUUGCCAGCAUAUUAUUGACGAGAACUUCCUUUUUUUUUUAAAUUUUUUUACUUGAGAUGGGAACAAGCUAUGAUAUUCAAAGCAAUUAAUGUUUAUUAUGCCGUUGUUUCGAUGGUAAUUAUUUCUUUUACCGGUUUCAGAAUGAAAUUAAAGAAUUAAGUAUUUUAAAUACCACCUAAUUUUAAAUAUAUUUGAAUUGUUUUUUGAUGUCCCUUGUUUUAUUCCUGCGAAAAUACUGGUAUGUGAAUUUUUUCAUAUGAAAUCAAAGGUGCGGAUAAUUAUACUUGAUUAUGAAUAAAUCUGGCAACUUCUUUUUAAAAUGAAUAUUUCAGCAUUUAUCUUCAACCUUAUAACCACAGUAUUUUAUUUUUUUUAUUGCAACUAACACCCUUUGGAUUUUAAUCUAUAAUUUACAGAAGAAUAUCCAUUUACAGAAAAUUAACUCCUAACGCAUAGUACAUUGCAAACUAAUAUUUUAUCUUGUUUACCCUUUGACAAAUAUAAGGUAAAAUUCUUCCCCUCAACUGUGUAUACCAGGGGUGGGCUACUUCUCUAGUCGACGGGCCAGAUGUUGGAAAAUAAAGUUCUCGGCGGGCCAGAUUAUAACAUGAAUAAUAUUCAAUAUCUUAAUCACAUAUUUAUUCGCUACUGCAAGAAAGAAAAUUAUAAACCGCGUUUAAAGUAAAGCUUAAACUACAAAAAAUAGAGACCAAAAAACACAUAAUGAAUUUAUUACAAUGUACUAAAAGUGUAAUAGUAUAAUAUCAUAAUGUACUUAUGUACAGUCAGCGGGCCAAUCAAAAUCUCGUCGCGGGCCGUAUGUUGCCUACCCCUGGUGUAGACUGUCUGUUCCAGUGUGCUGUGAGUGAGCGUCGAAAAUAGGGGUACUAGUUUAGACCAUCUUUCUGCUGCGGGAGGCAUAACAAAUAUUCAUUGCAUAAGAUCCACAUUUAGCCUUGUAUUUUUUUGCUUGCAAAUUUAGCCCCGAUGCGGGUCAAUUUUACCCUGGUAGAGAACCCCUACAUUAGAUGAAUCCUAAUCUUUCAAAUUCGUCCAAGUCACGAAGCAUCUAGCAAAUUAUUCAAAAGGAGGAAAUCUCUAUAAUCUUUUUAUUUUCAUCAUAUUUUUAUGUCAUUUUGUGCUCCCAAAAAGUGUUGCUAUCAAGCUUUUGCUUUCUGCUAUUUUUGCUAAUUAAACACAUACCCGUCUCCAAACUAAAUUUAGAACUUAUUUGUUAAUCUACAACACUGAACUGUGGAGCAUUGAAAGAAAGUAGGCUAUGCAUAAAAUUUAUAAUGAAAUAUGAAUGAAACUACAAUAAAAUAUUGACACUCAAUUGAACAUAUUAAUAUAUACAAGUGUACAACUCAUGGCGUAUAUGGUUCACUAGCGUUUUUUGACUAAUGUCCCUUUCAUUCUGUUGGUGCAUCCGCAUGCAAUGACCUUGAUGCUGUAUCAAGGAUCAAAAUGUUUAUCUAUAUCGAGUGCUUCCAAUAUCUUACAUCAUACUUUUACAAAUUUUAUUUUGUAGUCAUGGUUACAGACAGAAACAAUGAUUGUGCUUGUCUGAGGAAGUCUGACUUCCACUACAGAAUAAAAUAUGUGCAACUCCAGUGUCUCGUGUAUGUAAUCAAAUGAGAAUUAUUUACCAAGGAAUUAAUCUCACUAUCUUUGAUAUAUUCACCUUUUUAAACUUUUAUCUGCAGCCAUUUACUUUUUUAUCAUUUCAUAUGCUUUGACAGCGCCAUCAGCAUGCUAUUAUACACUUUUGCUAUACUUUAUUUCACUUUUAUCGCUUCUUUUUUUGAUGGCGCACAUUCUGAACAUAAGAUGUGUACCAGGUCAGGAUUCAGGUUGUACGCCAUCUUGGUGCAGAUACUCCCGGAGCGCCUUUUUUAUUGCACAAUGUUACAUAAUUAAUCUUCAGCAAGUUGAACUAUAUUUUUUAAAGAAGAUAGAAACACAACUGCCAAAUUUUGUUGAACUUUUUUGGAAUCUUAAUUUUCAUCUCAAUGUAUUAGAUCAUAUAUCUUUCUUUGUAACAAAAUACAUAAACUGCAUAGCAA
Molecule: messenger RNA, 4043 nt
Organism: Styela clava
Lineage: Eukaryota; Metazoa; Chordata; Ascidiacea; Stolidobranchia; Styelidae
Product: prolyl 4-hydroxylase subunit alpha-1-like
Biological process (GO): peptidyl-proline hydroxylation to 4-hydroxy-L-proline
Cellular component (GO): endoplasmic reticulum
Molecular function (GO): procollagen-proline 4-dioxygenase activity; protein binding; L-ascorbic acid binding
Source: RefSeq, a predicted model, not a curated record